Messenger RNA from Condylostylus longicornis, 6004 nucleotides. It is a transcript of the gene Acf, whose product is annotated as bromodomain adjacent to zinc finger domain protein 1A. The record is from RefSeq and is a predicted model, not a curated record. Lineage: Eukaryota; Metazoa; Arthropoda; Insecta; Diptera; Dolichopodidae. Bases 367 to 4929 code for a protein of 1520 amino acids. The transcript is spliced from 8 exons. Gene Ontology annotation, biological process: chromatin remodeling. Gene Ontology annotation, molecular function: protein binding.
ACGAGUGGCGGUCUAUUUUUCAAGUUUUAGUUUUUCUUUUUAAUAAAAUAAUGAAAAACAAUUUAAUCAAAACAAAUAAAAAUAUUUUUAAAUAGUAAAUACUUCUACAGAAAAUAUAAAAAAAACAUUUUUCCUCAGUUGGAAACUCUGUGAAAAGAAUAAAAAUCAUAUUUUAAAGCUUUGGCCUGGUUUUUUUUUAAGUGUUUGUUCCCUCCAAAAAAUUAUUGAACUUGUAUUAUAAAUUCAGCUUUGUAAAGUUAAAUAAUCAAAUUUAUAAGCAUCAGUAACGCUUUAUAUGAUAAAUAUAAAAUUUAGAAAAUUUAUUUGUAAAUUAAAUUAAAAAAAAAAUAAUUUAAAAACCAAAAAAUGCCAAUUUGUACGCGAGAAGGUUUUGAAACCUCACCAAAAAAUCCAAAUGAAAUAUUUAAUGACAAUGAAUUGGUAUUCUAUUGCGAAACCACCAAACAAAUUUUUAGAGAAUAUGAGGAUUACUUUCGUCAUGUAAUGCUUAUAAACUCUACAAUAUGGCAAUGUGAAGAAACCGGUAAGGAAAAUUUAACAUACGCUGAAGCCCUUUAUAGCGAAAAAAAAGCACGUAAAAAAAUUGAGACUUUUAAAGAUAUACUACGUGCCCCAACAUUAAUUGCAAUUGCACGAGCUUCACAAUCUAGUUUUAAGGAAAUCAACAAUAUUGUUUAUAACCUUUUACGAGAUCGAUUUUUCCGUGGGGAACUUAUUCAAGCAAGUAUAUCGACUUCAGCGAACACGUAUCAUGAAUGUCGAGUUAUUGAUAUAAUUAAACCAAAUGAUGCUCAGGAUAAUCAAGUAAUAGACCCUAACAAAGUUACAUAUAAGUUACAAAAAACAACUGGUACACAAUUGGAUGCUAUAUUUGCAGUACCACCACAGAAUAUUCGCCGUAAUCGUAGUGAUUUUUCUCAAGGAAAUUUACAAUUGUUCAUUAAAGAUAGUGUACAUCGUGUUCAAGGAAUUAUUAAACCAAAACCUGAGCAUUUUAAAAAAUAUGUUACAGAUAAAAAUGUUAACUGGUCCAAAUUAUUUGUUGGUAGCUUACCAGAAUGGAUACCAGCAAAACCCAAAAAAGAACCGUCGAUAAAAAAAAGUGAAAAGUUAAAGAAAGAUGAUGAAAAUGGGUUAAAAGAUAAAAAGCAAUCCUCAAUUUCAAAAUAUGUUGUUAAAUCAGAUGAAAUUGAUCCAGAAGAAAAGCUUAAAAAAGAGCAAUCUUUAAAGGAACAAAUGGAAAGACUUCGUAAGGAGAAGGAAGAAAAAGCAGCUGAAAUCGAACGUAAACGAAUGGAAUUGUUAGCUAAAGUUGAAUCGGAGGUCAACAGGAUUAUGGUACGCGGAGACGACUUGGAGCGCGAAGAUCAAAAAUUGAUGCCAAAAUAUCGUCCAAUACACUCCCUAGUACCUAUAAAGUAUUUUGGUGAUUUAUUAUAUUGUAAGGAAUUUUUGCAUUCUUACGUAGGAAUACUAACAUUAACAGAGGCUUUUAAACCGCAUAUAACAUUUCAUGAAAUUACAAGAGCAUUUACAUGCAGGGAAGUGGCUGGACCACUUUCUGAUAUACUUAUUUGUUUACUUGGUUCAAUUUUUUCACUUCAAGGUGAAGAAGAAGAAGAACAAAGUGUAGAAUAUCAAAAACCGAAAAAUAAUUUAGAGAAUGAGCCAUUUAUUUCUAUACGAAAUGCUACAGAAACCCAUUUUUAUGUGAAAAAAGCAUUUCAGCAAAAACUAAAUGAUUUACCUGUAGAUUCGCAAACUUUGAGUGAAGUUCUUCGUUUACAUUUACUAGCAAGUGGAGCUGGUAUUGACGAAAAAGCAGAACGGUGGCGUUUUAUGUAUAGGAAUGGCUACAGCAUUAUGGAAGAUCCUGGUUUAGACCUACGAAUGUCUCAACCACAUAUAUUGAGAGCUUUGAGAUAUUAUACAGUUUAUCAAUUGCCAAUAUCUGAUAUAUUGAAAAUUGUCAAUUGUUUAAUCUCUCAAAUUAUGACGUAUUCAAGCACAUUAAAUGUUAUUGAUGAGAGAAUGGAAAAUAUUGUUAAAGCACGUUCUAAAAUUCGUUUGUUAUUGGCAAACGAAAACAAGCGGUUAAGCAAUAUAACAUCUGAAAAAAAGAAACUACAGCAGCAAUUUCAAUUAGAAUGCUUUGAACAAAAGGAUAAUCUUGAAUUUCAAGCUCAAAAGCAGACCAAACAAGAAGAGCUACACAAACAAAUUGAAUCAAUUGACGCUAAAGCCUUAAAGGAAAAGCAAAAAUUUGACAUUGAGCUAUCCAAUGAAUACAGUAGUAUUUUUAAUUUUAUGGUAUAUUUAGGUUCAGAUAGAGCAUACCGCAAAUAUUAUGUUCUGGAAUCAAUAGCCGGAAUAUUUAUUGAGCAUCCUACAGAAUGUAACGACCACUGUUUAAAGAAUCCGCCGAAAAAUUCACAUUUACUUCUUAAUGCACCGAAAAAUAAAAAAGAUUUACGUACUUUCCUUACUCAGCAUUACAAUAAAAUUGAAAAAGAACAGAAUUUAAAGACAUGUAUCGCGAAAAGUGUAAAAAAGGAAGUAAACGAUCUAGAGGCAGAUAAAGAGAACUUGGAAAAUCUACCAAACGGUAAAAUAAAUGGCUUGCCUAAUGGCGAAGUAAAAUUAGGGUUAACAAGUGAACCAACUACCGGAUCCACUACGCAGUUAACUAAUGGGGAUAUAAAGCUCGAAAAUGAGGAACAAAAGGAACCUACACAGUAUGAAUUAUAUAUGUGCACUGGAAAUUCAAAACAUUGUAUUGUUCAUGACGAAAAAAAUCCAGACCGAGUACGGUGGUCAUACUUGUAUACUGAAGAAGAAUUUGAUGCUCUUGUAGAUUGUUUAAAUUCUUUAGCAGAUAGAGAGUCAUAUUUAAAAGAUCAAUUGAUAACCUAUAAACCAUUUUUAAUAAAACACAUUAAAAAAUGUCCUAUAGAUUAUUUGAAUUUAGAAGAAGACUCUACACGCUUAGCACGUUUUAAAACACAAAUGAUUAAUGAAACAAAUAGAAAGUACGCAAACUCCAAUUUUGGAAUGCCAGUCAACAGCGACCUCAAUGAAGUAAUGUACAAUGCAUUAGUAGAAAAAAUUAUGCAAUUGGAAGUGGACAUAACAACUGGGUGUUUGGGUAAAAUGAAAGUGAAUAAUAUAUCGAAAUGGCGUGAAGACUUAGCAGAUAAAAAAUAUGAACCUCAAGUAGAAUUAAUUUGGGGUCCAGAUGACUCUCUCUGUAAAAAGGCUGGAGAUCCAGGUGAUAGUUUAGGUGAUACUAUGGAAAUUGAGUCUGAAGAUAGUAGUGAUGAAAGUAUUUGCAAUUACGAAUCUCCAGAGCUUAAAAAUUUAGUUACAAAUUUAGCGUCCGCUUUACUGCAAAUCGGUCAAAGUAUAGAACAAAAGUUCUUUAAAGCUCCAUUUGGUCUUCAAAAAGAAAUAAGAGAUAAAGAAGAACGAAAAAUUCAGUUAGAUAAAGCCACCCUAAAGCUUAAACAUUGGGAGAGAUCUUUAAUGAAUGCAGCGAGUUACUCCUCAGUAUUCUUACAUUUAAACGUAUUGCAUGACUCAAUAAGAUGGAAUAGAUCUACAAAUCGUUCAAAUUGUAUAAUUUGCCGUAGGCGUGGUGACGCUGAAAAAUUGCUUCUGUGCGAUGAAUGUAAUGCCGGAACACAUAUGUUCUGCUUGAAACCCAAAUUAAAAAAAAUUCCUGAAGGUAACUGGUAUUGCAAAAGAUGUGUUACAACAUAUGGAUUUAAAAAUGUGUUUGAUGAAGAAACAAAAAAACGGGGCAGAAAGCGAAAGCAGUUUAUGCCCCAAGUUAAUGAUUAUGAAGAUGAUGACAGUAAAAGUAAUUCAUCACGGGGCUCCAAAAAGAUUAGCAAAAGCAAACGUAACUACGAUAGUGAAGAUGAUGAAGAUUUCAUACCAGAGAAGGACAGAAAACAAAAAAAAAUUGAUGAUUUAUUUAAAAAGAAUAAGAGAGGAGUCCAAUAUGUUUCAGAAAAUGAAGAGAACGAAGAAGAAGUUGAUAAUUCUACAGAUGAAGUUGAAAACGAAAAUGAAACUGAUGAUGAAAAUAGGGAUAUUGAGGAAAAUACUAAAGAUCUCGAAGAAGACUCAGAAGAAUCAGAUGACGAUGUAGAAAGUGAAGAAAAUGAAGAAAACCAAGAAGAAGAUGAAGAAGAGGCUUGUCAUAUUUGUUCGUAUGAUGGAAUAGAGAUCACUUGUGGUGGAUGUUCCAAACAAUUUCAUUUGGACUGUAUUGGAUUGAAAAGGAAUCCGCGAGGACAAUGGAAGUGCACGAAAUGCAAAGAAAAAGAUGAUAAAAAGAAAAAAAUACAAGAGGAAGUUUAUGAAUCUGAUUCGGUGGAGAGUUCAAGUGACGAUGAACCUUUAGUUAAACGUCAAAAAAGAAAUACAACAGAAAAAAAUAAGAAAAGCCAAAAUAACACUAACAACAUUUUGAGAAGUUCCACUAGAAAUUCAGGGAAAGUGAAUAAAGACGAGGAUACAAAGCAAACGAGGAGAGGGAGAAGAACUGGUGAAAAUUUACCAUUAAACAGUGUUGUGUUAUACGAUCUCUUAGAUGACAUAUCCAAAAAUGAAAAUUCAUGGCCUUUCCUACGACCCGUAUUACAAUCAGAAGUACCUGAUUAUUAUGAAAUAAUAAAAAGACCAAUGGAUUUUGCUAAAAUAAAAUCAAAAUUAAAUAUGGGACACUAUCGCAUCAACGAAGAAGUUUUAAAUGAUAUUCAACUAGUUUUCAAAAAUUGUGAUGCCUAUAACACGGAAGGAAAUGAAAUCUAUGUCGCUGGAGCAACAUUAGAACGUUUUAUAAUGGCAAGAUGUAAAGACUUAAACCUACCAUUUAAACCGAGCGAUAUGAAUACAUUAUGAAUUCAACAACUAUAAUUUGAAAAUUUCUUCUACAAUAAUAAAUUAUGAAACCUAAGUAUAUGAUAAACAUAAAAUAAGUUAAAAUCUUGAAUAAACUUAAGUAGAUCUAAUAACUAAUUCCUCCAUAAAUACAUAGAUUUUGAUAUAACGCCAUCAAUGCGAAACACAGUUACAAAGAAUUAAAGGAGGAUAUUAAUUUUUGCAGGAAAAAACAUAACAUAAAUAUUUUAAAAAAAUCAAACUAAAUAAAAAAAUCAAACUGUAAUAUUAAAAUUAUGGAAAUAAUUAAAAAAAAAUAAGUAUAUAAUUUUAGUUGCUAUAAAAUACAUUAUUUUUUAAGAUAAUAGUACAUAAAUGUUUUGAUUCGUAAGGUUAAUAUAAUUUUCUUUUAUUUAUUAUGUCAGCCACAACAGAUUUGGUUUACAUUUACAUUGAUUGAAUCUUGAAUGCAAAUGUACUAUUAAAAUAUGUAUAAAAAAAAUUAACCAGUUAAGUUAUUUUACAAAAACUUUCUUUUCAUUUAUACGAAUUUGUGAAAGGAUUUUCCAAUAUAUCUCUACAAUAAUUUAUUUUUAAAGUAAGAGUGGUCAUUUACAUUCAGUUAAUAAAAUAUAAAUGUUUACAUUUUUUUAUAUUAUUUAUGAAAUUAUAUGAGAUAUUAAAUUAUUAAAAGUAAACGUAGGUUUGAAUGUAUAAUAUUAAAUGUAGAUAUAAUAAACCUGGACUACCUUCAUAUAAAUGUAAUACAUCCAAUUUGAACGGGCGAACGAAAAAAAGCAAUAUUUGUUUUUUUUUAUAUAUAUAUUGUGGUACUGAAUAAUUGUUAUAUAUACAUGAAUAAAAACAAAAAAAUCUAAAUAUAACAAGAUUGUAGAAACUUCAAGAUUCAAUACUCAAUUAAAAAUUCAGAAAUCAUAAUAUGUUCGAAAUGGUUUAAUAUGCUUUAGAAUAUUGCUGUAAUGUGAAUUUGAAAUCUUUCGUCAAAUAAUGAAAAUUAGUUAAAAAAUUUUUCAUUUAUUUUUUUUUUACACAAAUAAUUUUUAAGUAAUCCGUAAUAUUAAAUGAUGAUAAGUCA